Erigeron canadensis is the source of this 1803-nucleotide messenger RNA. Its product is annotated as ERI1 exoribonuclease 2-like. The record is from RefSeq and is a predicted model, not a curated record. NCBI's taxonomy places the organism in Eukaryota, Viridiplantae, Streptophyta, Magnoliopsida, Asterales, Asteraceae. The transcript is spliced from 4 exons. Gene Ontology annotation, molecular function: zinc ion binding; nucleic acid binding; 3'-5'-RNA exonuclease activity. Bases 109 to 1353 code for a protein of 414 amino acids. Gene Ontology annotation, biological process: exonucleolytic trimming to generate mature 3'-end of 5.8S rRNA from tricistronic rRNA transcript (SSU-rRNA, 5.8S rRNA, LSU-rRNA).
GUAUAUGCGUUUAAAUAAUUUAUUAAUUGGUUGAUUGAUAGGUAAAGAUUGCUGGGGUUGAUCUGAUGUACUUUCUUGUGGAUCUAAACUAUCAUUUUAAUUAUUAUUAUGACUUCUAUACAAAACAACAACAAUCAAGAAACCAUGCCAUUGAACUGUGAGGCCCUCACAUCAGGCCUUCAAAGUAAUGGGCACCUACAAACACCACAGUGUAACGGGAGUCCAUUAGAAGGGUUUAUAGAACCCAAAAAUGAUGUCUUUACACAUGCAAAUUUUCUAGAACUAGAUCGCACAAUAGCUACUGAAUUGUUCGAGUCUUCUAUUGAACCCAACAAAAAACCUGCAUACAUAGAUUCAUGGUUUUUGCAUUCUGGCAUCAAGGUGGCACAACUAUGCCAGUUGAACAGUGUGGAACGCCAAUUUUAUCCUUUCUUGGUAAAUAAUCGGGUUCAAAAUUCUCCAUUUUUCAUGUUUCCUCGAAGUUACCCUUGUGAUUAUGACCAUCAAGAGUUCCAUUUUUUUGUGGUUAUCGAUUUUGAGGCUACAUGUGACAAGGAAAGGAAUCCUCAUCCCCAAGAGAUCAUUGAGUUUCCUUCAGUUAUAGUGAGUAGUGUGACUGGUCAACUAGAAGCUUGUUUCCAAACAUAUGUCCGUCCAACGUGCAAUCAGCUUUUGAGUGAUUUUUGCAAAGAUUUGACAGGAAUCCAGCAAAUUCAGGUAGACAGAGGAGUUACUCUUAGUGAAGCUCUCCUUCGACAUGAUAAAUGGCUUGAGAAGAAGGGAAUAAAGAAUGCCAACUUUGCUGUGGUUACUUGGUCAAACUGGGACUGUCGAGUCAUGCUAGAAUCAGAAUGCAGAUUCAAGAAAAUUCGUAAGCCUCCUUAUUUUAACCGAUGGAUCAACUUAAAAGUACCAUUUUGGGAGGUCUUUGGUGGUGCAAAGUGCAAUUUAAAGGAAGCAGUGCAAAUGGCAGGUCUAUCAUGGCAGGGUCGACCUCACUGCGGUUUAGAUGAUGCCAAGAACACUGCUCGCCAGCUUGCUCUCAUGAUGCACAAAGGUAUUAAGUUCUCCAUCACCAAUUCUUUAAUGUGUCAGUCUGCCGAACACCACACGUUUGCCUACAAGCCGCCAUUUGGACCAAUCCCUUUUCCACCACAUCAUCAUCACCUACCACCACACAAACCAAAGGACCUGCACUUAAUUCCAAUAUUUCAUCCUUGCUGUUACUGUGGAGUGAAAAGCAGCAAAGGAAUGGUUUGUAAACCAGGCCCAAAACAAGGUAGCUGCUUUUUUGGGUGCGGGAACUGGACUUCCGUCAGAGGUGCUCGUUGCCAUUUCUUUGAAUGGGCCUGAAGAAGCAAAAUACUUUUCUCCCCUUCAUGGUCUCCAUUUUAAGCUAUGUGCAAGUUUUUGUAAAAAGAUGGGAAAAUGGAAGAAAAACAAAACAGGAUAUUUAUCGUGUCAUAUUGAAGGGGGUGGAGUAAAUAUUUUAUGCUAGGCUCUAAAACGCCACAUGGUAAGUGGGGUGGCAGAAACUCCAUUAAGUUGAGUAAGAUUUUAGAGUUGUGACGAAACUAGUAGAAUGUAGUUGUCGGGGAAUGCUUUUAUUGCAUACCUAGCUAAUAUCUAAAAUAAUCCAUUAAAGGGCCUGGGGGGUAUAUGUUUUUUUGUUUGUGUGUUAACGAGUAUAGUAUGGUAAAAGGUAAUUCUGAAAGCAGACUGGUGAAGACUGGUGAAGAAAUUAUACUGAAUUUUAAUUCUGCAGUAUGAUCAUUAUUUCGAAUAUAUUUUUAUUCCUUUUCA